AGCCAUGACAAUUGUUGAUAAUCAACUGGAGUUAUUUUUUUCCUUUAGAGUAAAAUAAUUUCAAGCCAAGCCCUUUCCCCCAGGGGAGCUCUUGGACCAUACCACAACGAACAUAAGAUACCGACUUGCAUGAAGGGCUAAUGGAAAACCCAAGGGAUAUGGCUGAGCACACUCCCCGCUCAGAGCGGAAGAGGAGAGAUUCGUUCGGGAUGUUUGACGGGUAUGACAGCUGCAGUGAAGACAGCAGUAGCAGCUCCAGCUCAGAGGACAGUGAGGAUGAAGUCCCCACAACCUGUGAGAUGUGUGGUAUGGUUGGUGUGCGAGAUGCUUUCUACUCUAAAACAAAGAGAUUCUGCAGUGUAUCCUGCUCUAGAAGCUAUUCCUCCAAUUCUAAAAAGGCCAGUAUACUGGCAAGACUUCAGGGUAAACCACCUACGAAAAAGGCAAAAGUCUUACAGAAACAGCCAUUAAUGGCAAAGUUGGCAGCUUACGCACAGUAUCAAGCAAAUCAACAGAACCAAGCUAAAUCAAAAUCAGUGGUACCUGUUGAAGGCUUUGACUGGGGCCAGUACAUUUGUAGCAAUAAUCUUGUUGGUGCACCAGUCAGCUGUUUCAAACAUGUGCCCAUGGGUAUGUGCUGGGGUGACAUAGCAGAGGGGGUGAGGGUGGAGGUCCUCAAUUCUGACACAAACCUCUCCACAAAAGUUUACUGGGUAGCAGGGAUUGUCAAACUGGCAGGUUUUAAAGCUCUUCUGCGCUAUGAGGGUUUUGAUAACGACUCAAGCAAAGACUUCUGGUGUAAUCUAUGUAUCCCAGAAAUCCACCCUGUUGGAUGGUGUGCUACUAGUGGAAAGCCACUGGUGCCUCCGAAAUCCAUCCACCAUAAGUAUUCUAACUGGAAAGCGUUUCUUGUGAAACGACUCACUGGAGCCAAAACACUUCCACCAGAUUUCGCCACAAAGGUUCAGGAAAACAUGCAGUACCCGUUUAAGAAACUGAUGCGUGUGGAAGUUGUGGAUAAGACCCACCUGUGCCGAACCCGCGUGGCCCUGGUGGAACAGGUGAUCGGCGGACGUUUGCGCCUGGUGUAUGAGGAGAGCCAGGACGGCACCGAUGACUUCUGGUGUCACAUGUACAGCCCACUCAUCCACUCCAUUGGCUGGUCACGUAGCAUUGGACACCGUUUCAAAAGAUCUGAGGUGACAAAGAAAAUGGAGGGUCAGAUGGAUGCUCCGUCACAGUUGUUUCUUAAGGUUAAGGAUGUGGAUCAGAGUGGGGAAUGGUUUAAAGAUGGAAUGAAGUUGGAGGCAAUAGACCCUCUAAAUCUCUCUGCUAUAUGUGUUGCUACUGUAAGAAAGGUGUUGGCAGACGGGUACCUAAUGAUCGGGAUUGAUGGUUCUGAGGCUGCUGAUGGGUCAGACUGGUUCUGCUACCACUCAACCUCUCCCUCCAUCUUCCCAGUCGGCUUCUGUGAAAUCAACAACAUUGAGCUCACACCCCCAAGAGGGUACACCAAACUCCCUUUCAAAUGGUUUGACUACCUCAGAGAAAUGGGUUCAAUUGCAGCCCCUGUGAAGCUCUUUAACAAAGAAGUACCGAAUCACGGCUUCCGUAUAGGUAUGAAGGUGGAGGCAGUGGACCUGAUGGAGCCACGUCUGGUGUGUGUCGCCACAGUGACCAGGAUUGUCCACAGACUCCUGCGCAUUCAUUUUGAUGGCUGGGAGGAUGAGUAUGAUCAGUGGGUGGACUGUGAGUCUCCAGAUCUCUACCCCGUAGGCUGGUGCCAACUGACUGGCUAUCAGCUGCAGCCGCCUGCCACACAGACCACAAGAGAAGCACCACCAAAUGUCUCCAAACAGAAAAAGAAGACUGCACAGUAUAAAGGACAAAAGAAAAAGGCCUCGCUGCAGUUGAAAGAAGAGACUCCUGAGAUGGACGAGUUCACCUUCUCACAGGGCAUCUCAGACCAGGAGAGCAACGGCUCAGGCAGUUACUACAUCAGACAGGAGCCCUGAGCAGCAUCAGCCAUCACGGAGCCUCACCUCACUGCCAACAGCACUGGAAAAAUCCCACUCGGAGCGAUGCACACGAGGCCUGGGAGAAGACACAGUGACUUCCCCUCACACCAGGUCUCUCUCUUUUCGUUUUAUUGUUCCUUUUCAGGUUUGAAAAGCUUGAAGAAUGGACUUCUCAGUCAUUGAUCCGAGAGAGAAGGGUGUGUAUAAGAGGGGAUUUUGUUUGAAAUGGGGAUACUGUUUUUUUUUUUGUCCUGACUUUUCGCCCGAUGGACUUUUUCUCCUCAGUGUUCAUUGUACUUGAAGUUUUCUUCGCUUUUUCUGUCUUUAUUUCCCCAUUUGGUGAGGGAAAAAACCCCCCAACUUUUUGGGGGGUAAGAUUUCAGUACAUUGUGUGUUUCUUGCGCUGUUUAAUUUGUUUUGGAUGGGUGUGCAUUUGGUAAGAGUAGUAGAAAUCUAUAUUGAGACAGUAUAUUCAUACAUGUAUGACAUUCAUAUUAAACACACACAUAUAUAAAUAUUUAAACGUAUAAAUAUAGUAGUGGAAUGAGGGAUGAUGGUGUUGAAAUCAAACCUUACUGGUAUGAAGAGUAGACUAAUGGA
Messenger RNA from Sinocyclocheilus rhinocerous, 2618 nucleotides. RefSeq names its product mbt domain containing 1 (gene mbtd1). The record is from RefSeq and is a predicted model, not a curated record. Gene Ontology annotation, cellular component: nucleus. Gene Ontology annotation, biological process: negative regulation of DNA-templated transcription. Gene Ontology annotation, molecular function: zinc ion binding; chromatin binding. The transcript has 16 exons. The coding region runs from base 141 to 2015 and encodes 624 amino acids. Lineage: Eukaryota; Metazoa; Chordata; Actinopteri; Cypriniformes; Cyprinidae.